UAGAAAGGCUUUUACAAAAAAUUUGACGCACGGCGAGCCGAAAAUUAAACGACACGACGACGACGAGGUUCAUUUUUGGGAGCUGAAAAAAUUUUUUUAAACGUAAAAAUUACCGAUCCGUUUUCGCAUGCAACAGCCGGAAAUGGUUGCCCCGCGGACAGUGAAAACUAGUGAACACUCUGACAAAGAAAUGGAGCAGGAACAUGGCAAACAAGCGCUAAAACCGACACUGGGAACAGCCGGCGGCGGCCCCAGCGCCAGCAUUGCAAAUAAGGACGCGUCGCUGUUGAAUGAGACAUUAAAAGCAGAAGACGGAGAAGACAAGCUGAUGAUAGGAUCCGAGUACAUGGUCCAACGUCAGGACGGCUCUUGGCAUCCAGCACAGCUCAUCCAGAGUCGGCAAAACCCGUGUGAUCCAAAACAGCUCGAAUACUACAUCCAUUAUGAAGGAUUGAAUCGUCGAUUGGAUCAAUGGGUAUCUCGGGAUCGUAUAUCUAGUGCUGUAACUACUACUGAUAAGAAAACUACCGGAAUCGGAACUCCAAUCAACCAAGAUCAUAACGGUAAAAGUCCACUAGUAACUACGUUUGCCAACCCAAAAGACUCGCCUAAAAUUGGCAAACCCAGCACUGACAUCGACAUGGUAGAUGGUGAUCCGGAUCGGAAGAUUACACGGAAUCAAAAACGACGACACGAUGAAAUAAAUCAUGUGCAGAAAACCUACGCUGAGAUGGACCCAACAACGGCUGCCCUUGAAAAGGAGCAUGAGGCCAUCACUAAAGUCAAGUACAUCGAUAAGUUACGUUUCGGAAGAUACGAAAUAGAUACGUGGUACUUCUCCCCGUACCCAGAAGAAUACGGAAAAGUCGGAACACUGUACGUAUGCGAAUACUGUCUUCGAUACAUGCGCCUUCCAAAAACACUGCAGCAACACAAGUUGACCUGUGGUCGGCGGCAGCCCCCUGGAAAUGAAAUUUACCGCAAGGGGACUGUUUCAAUUUUCGAAAUAGAUGGCAAAGACCAUCGAUUCUACUGCCAGACUCUCUGUUUAAUGGCAAAACUGUUCCUGGAUCACAAAACCUUGUAUUACGAUGUAGAUCCGUUCUAUUUCUACGUUUUGUGUGAAAUUGACAAGGAAGGACAACACAUAGUCGGUUAUUUUUCUAAGGAAAAAGAAUCGCCAGAGGGAAACAAUGUUGCCUGUAUUCUAAUACUUCCUCCAUAUCAGCGUAAAGGUUACGGCAAGUUGCUGAUCGCAUUUAGCUACGAAUUGUCUCGUCGUGAGGGUAUUGUUGGCAGUCCGGAAAAACCUUUGUCAGAUCUUGGAAGGUUGAGUUACCGCAGCUAUUGGGCAUACACUUUGCUUGAGCUGAUGAAGGAGUACAAAACAACCACUAUCAAGGAGCUCAGUGAAUUAUCAGGCAUUAUUCAAGACGACAUAAUCUACACCCUGCAGUCGAUGAAAAUGGUGAAAUACUGGAAAGGGCAACACGUCAUUUGUGUAACAGGUAAAGCCGUACAGGAACAUCUCCAGUUGCCACAAUUCAAGAAGCCCAAACUGAUGGUCGACCCAGCAUUCCUCCGAUGGACACCGCAGAAGCGAGCCAUUCCUGUCAAGCAAGUUAAGAAAACCUAAACAACUGCAGAUGUGGUCGAUACCCCUUAUUCAUGUAUGUAUUUUUUAAUGGUUUAUUUGUUCAAUAUACCUUUCUGUUUCUUGCCGAGUGUUGGUAUCAAAGCAAGAAAUAAUUUUAUUUUAACUCCAGCGAGACACUGAA
Molecule: messenger RNA, 1778 nt
Organism: Uranotaenia lowii
Lineage: Eukaryota; Metazoa; Arthropoda; Insecta; Diptera; Culicidae
Gene: mof
Product: histone acetyltransferase KAT8
Exons: 2
Coding region: 128-1636 (502 amino acids)
Biological process (GO): regulation of DNA-templated transcription
Molecular function (GO): histone acetyltransferase activity
Source: RefSeq, a predicted model, not a curated record